This is a messenger RNA of Leishmania mexicana MHOM/GT/2001/U1103, 627 nucleotides long. RefSeq lists its product as hypothetical. The transcript has a single exon. The record is from RefSeq and is a predicted model, not a curated record. NCBI's taxonomy places the organism in Eukaryota, Euglenozoa, Kinetoplastea, Trypanosomatida, Trypanosomatidae. Bases 1 to 627 code for a protein of 208 amino acids.
AUGGGCAGCACAAAACCGGACCUAUGCGGUGCACUGCAGCAGCUCCCACGGUCGGUCGGAGAGCGGGCAGGAGAGCGGCUCUUUGUCUACGCGCAUCUUCAACGACAGAACCACAAGGCUGCUGUGAAGGCUCAGUGCUCAGAUGAGACCGCAGACCUCUACCGUUCAGCGAUGAGGCCACUCGCUAAGUGCAUCUCGACGCGACGCGCACCCUUGGACGCAGUGGCAGCAGCGCCGCACGUGCCGUCGGCGCAGCUAGAUGAGCCCACAGCGAUCCGAUCGUCAACCUCGGCACUGCCGCGUUGCUGGCAGGGAUUUCUCUCCCGUACCGCCGAGCGUGAGCGACGCCGACUCGCGCGACUGCGAAAGCUGAAGCUGCGGGUAGUCGAGAGUUCAGUGGAGGAGUGUACUUUCCAUCCACGCCUCUCGCCUCAAACGAGUCGAUGCCCGGCAUGUGACUGUGUUAGCUUCGGCGCAGCACUGCACGCGACUCAAUCCACUACCAUUAUCGAUGGCGAGGCGCGAAGCUCCCAUGCCCACACGGAGGAAUGGGCGGCCGCACUUGCCAUGUUCGAGGCUGAGAUGAAAGAGCUGCAGGACACACUGGUGCGUCUUCGCCAAACGUGA